AAGAGACACUAACGUGAUUCUCUUUUCUUUUGACUGAAAUUAUAGCCCCUUGCCACCCAAUCAGAAUGGAAACCAAUCAACUUGAAAAGCUGCUCCUUCUAAGGCAUGAUCGAGGAUGCUACUUGGAAAUUUCUCAAUAAAUGGAUAGAGUAGGAAUUAGUAAGAAAUCAGUGUGCAUCAGUUAGCAAAUACUUUGCGAGAUACUCUCUGGAGGAGAGCCUUUCAACAAAUUUAGCUUGAAACCUAAAGAAACGUGCUUGUGUCUACCAGGAUGAUAUAGAUAUUCCAGAUUCACCAGAAAGGCGGCGGGAUCAUCAAAAUAUAGGAAAUAGCGCACUGGUAGGCUUUUGUUUCUCUGUACUUCUCUGCUAUAGUUGGUGCCAUCAUGGCAAAGAACAUUCUGGUGACUGGUGGUGCUGGUUUUAUUGGAAGUCACACGGUGCUGCAGCUGCUAUUGGCGGGUUAUAAUGCAGUGGUGGUGGACAAUCUCAAUAAUUCCUCUGAUAUCGCCAUCAGAAGAGUCAAAGAACUCGCUGGCGAAUACGGUAACAACCUUUACUUUCACCAGCUGGACCUUCGAGACAAAGCAGCAUUGCAAAAGCUUUUUACAGAAACAAAGUUUGAUGCUGUCAUACACUUUGCUGGAUUGAAAGCAGUAGGUGAAAGCAUGAAGAAACCAUUGCUCUAUUACAACAACAAUCUAAUUGGAGCAAUCACCUUAUUGGACGUGAUGGCUGCAAAUGGAUGCAAAAAUCUUGUCUUCUCAUCAUCAGCUACUGUUUAUGGUUGGCCAAAGGAGGUUCCAUGUACAGAAGACUUUCCUUUGGCUGCAAUCAAUCCUUAUGGACGAACCAAGCCUUUCAUUGAACAGAUUUGUCGAGACAUCCAACAUGCAGACCUAGAAUGGAACAUCAUAUUGCUAAGAUACUUUAACCCUGUCGGUGCACAUCCUAGUGGCUAUAUCGGAGAAGAUCCCCGUGGAACUCCAAACAAUCUCAUGCCUUACAUUCAGCAGGUUGCUGUUGGCAGGCGACCUGCCUUGACUGUAUUUGGGAAUGAUUAUUCCACCAAGGAUGGAACUGGGGUACGUGAUUACAUGCAUGUUGUGGAUUUAGCAGAAGGUCACAUUGCUGCACUACGAAAACUAUGCGAUCCCAAAAUAGGCUGUGAGGUCUACAACUUAGGUACAGGAAAAGGAACAUCAGUUUUGGAGAUUGUUGCUGCAUUUGAAAAGGCAUCUGGGAAGAAAAUUCCUCUUGUAAUGGCUGGAAGGCGACCCGGGGAUGGUGAAAUAGUUUAUGCUUCAACAGAGAAGGCAGAGCGUGAGCUGAAUUGGAAAGCUAAAUACGGCAUUGAAGACAUGUGCAGGGACCAAUGGAACUGGGUCAACAAGAACCCUUACGGCUAUCAAUCUCCUCCGGAAUGGUUGGUAAUCUUCUUUCUUCUUCUGCUUGUUAUCGUUCUGGCAAACCAACAUGGACCGUAAGAUAUGUCACAAUCCAAAUACUAGUCGCUCAAAGCUAGCAUUCACUAGAAAAUCUGUUAUGUCAUAUCCUCACCCUUGGGCGUAAAGCUUAGUUAAAGUUGACAACAUGAGCACCAGAGGACUACUGCUAAGUGCUAAGCAGUAGUAUUUACUAUUUACCAACAACCCAAUAUAUGUGCUCAAACACCAUUAUUUGUAAACAUAUGAUGUUAAAGCUAAAAUAUUUUCGCCUUAACAAUUGUAACUGUCUUCAAUGUCUUAAUAGCAUAGCCCCUUUUCUGUCUAA
Messenger RNA from Theobroma cacao (cacao), 1772 nucleotides. RefSeq names its product UDP-glucose 4-epimerase GEPI48-like. The record is from RefSeq and is a predicted model, not a curated record. Gene Ontology annotation, biological process: galactose metabolic process. Gene Ontology annotation, cellular component: cytosol. Gene Ontology annotation, molecular function: UDP-glucose 4-epimerase activity. Lineage: Eukaryota; Viridiplantae; Streptophyta; Magnoliopsida; Malvales; Malvaceae.